Messenger RNA from Ectocarpus sp. CCAP 1310/34, 1095 nucleotides. NCBI's taxonomy places the organism in Eukaryota, Phaeophyceae, Ectocarpales, Ectocarpaceae. The record is from the annotation of a GenBank genome assembly.
AUGUUGUGGCACUACUUUGCCGUGCUAGUUCGCUUCAUCGGCGGCAAGUAUAGGGGAGGCCUGCUUAACCACGAGUUCGACGGCAACAGCGUGCACACACGCUGGCGGCAAUCACCAGACGGCAGCGACGCGCCCUGGACCGUCUCCAGAGUGUUGGAAGGGGCAGGGUCAGCGACGGCUGGGAUGGAUGUGACCACGGCCAAGACGAACACUUCUGGGGGCCGACGUACGACGACGACGGCGGGGAGGGCGGCGUGCACCCCGCAGAACGUGCGGCAGAAGCAGUCGCGGAACGAUCAGCGAGUGACCAUCGCCGCGUGUUCGCGACUCUGAUGGCGAAGAACAAGGAAAACGUCACCAAAAUAAUGAGGACGGUUCCACACGCCAAAGCCUUGGAGAUACAGGCUGAACUGGACAAGUGGGUGAGGUUCCAGCUUGCCGAAGCUGCCGGCGAGAACAAAAGCGGGAAUCCAGCGCAGGUACAAGCGAAAGGGAGGCCUAAGAAAUCCAAGUCGGAGGGAUCAAAGCAGGACCGACACGAUGACAACGGUGCGCCUGCCGACAGCGGGUCUGUUCAACCAGUCGGUAACCCGGAAGGGCGGAGGGACAAGAGCCGGAGGGAACAGGGGAUCAAAGACGUCUCUGGUGCUGGGUCUGGAGCAAAGACCCGUCGGCCUACCAAAGAGAAAACGCCGUAGCGUACAACACGUAGUCCUUAGUAACAAAUCAACGGCCGGGACACAUAGAUAGUUCGAAUCGUGUGCUGCCCUUGUCAUCUCGUUCCCGGCGUUGCCAGUCCACAUCACCUUGCGUGCUAACGCUGCACAGCUACUAGCGGACGUUGCAGGCUAAGCCUGAUGUUUGGAAUUGCACACGACAAAGUACGCGCUAUGCGUGCUAUCUGGCCUUAUCUGUCUGCGCGUUUUUCGUUUAACUUUCUGUCUUUUGUUGUUUUUUUUCGCUGGGCCGUGAUUAUGUUGGGGCGUCCUGGUUCACCUACGUUGUGCAGGCGCAGCUAACCGAGUGUCGGACCUGGUCGUUAGCGUUGAAUACAAUGUUAGUCUUGCACGCAAUGUCUGUCAACAUCCUCUCCAA